GAGUCAGGACGAUGUUUAACUCGGUCAAUCUGGGAAACUUCUGCUCCCAGACGCGAAAAGACAGAAGUGCCGAAUUCGGGGACCGGGCGGGCUGCGGCUCGAGCCUCUACCUCCCCAAUUGUGCCUACUACGUGCCCGAGUUUUCUUCCUCGUCCUCUGCGGUGUCGUCGUUCCUGCCGCAGGCUUCCUCGCGUCAGAUCGCUUACCCGUACCCCACAAGCCUGUCUCACGUGCAGCCGGUUCGGGACGUGUCAUACGGACUGGAUCCGUCAGCCAAGUGGCACCACAGAGGGAGCUACGCGCCGUGCUACGCGGCAGAGGAAUGUCUUCCGCCAUCGUCCUCCAUGACGGAAAUGCUGAUGAAGAACGAGAGCGUCUAUAACAACCACCACCACCACCACCAUCAUCAUCAUCCUCAUCAUCAUCACCUUCAUCAACAAGCCGGCACGAGCUUUUACCCCGCCACGGGAAAGAACAACAACGUCCUCCCCCAAGGUUUCGAUCGUUUUUUCGAGGGUGCCUACGGAGGAUCCGUAGAGGACUGCGUGCAAAAAGAAGAGGACGUCAGCAAACCGGAUCCGGUGGCGCGUACCGACCCAGAAAAAGACCCCCAGCGCGAGGGGGAGGACGAAGAAGACGAGCAUGGCACCGCAACGUCGGGCGCCUCGUCCGCGGCGGCGAAAGACGACGGCGCCUGCAAAAACGAGCACUCCAGUGCCAUUCGGACGCGGAAGAAGCGAUGCCCUUACACCAAGUUUCAGAUCCGGGAGCUCGAACGCGAGUUUUUCUUUAAUGUUUACAUAAACAAAGAGAAGCGGCUGCAGCUCUCGCGCAUGCUGAACCUCACCGACCGCCAGGUGAAAAUCUGGUUCCAGAACCGACGAAUGAAAGAGAAGAAAUUAAGCCGAGAUCGCCUGCAGUAUUUUUCCGGUAACCCUCUUUUGUGAACUGUAAUUUUUUCACUCAUGUGCCGGAUGUUAUAAUAAUUCCCAAAAAUUUCAAUGCAAAGUUGAACCCUGUUGAAGACAAAGCCUGAUUUUAGAACAUGGUUGUUGAAUACACAAACGUUGGGACUUUUAUGGACACAUUACCUGAUUCACCCUUCAGCAUAUCUUGCUUUAAAAUAUCAAUCUUAAAACUAUAUUGAUACAUAAAGAAAGCCAUUUACAUCCUGUAAAACCUUUUUCUAACAAAGAAUUAGGUUUCAAUUGACCUUUCCAUUAAAUAGAACUAUUUUACUCUGAAUUGAUCUUGGCAUAUUGUAAUGGACGUAUCAGAGAAGUUGUGAUUGUGUCUAGGAUUAUUAUUAUUAUUAUUAUUAUUAUUAUUAUUAUUAUUAUUAUUAUUAUUAUUAUUGUUAUUAUUAAUUGAAUCUUGUAGACAUUUUAUUUACAGGAAAAUGCCCACAUUUAAGACUAUGCAAUGUGAUUAAUCACCUUUGUGUAUUAUUACUCACUGUAAAUAAGUUCUUUUUUUAUUUUAUUUUUUUUUGCAAUUUUUUUUGCGUUAUCCACUCAGAAAAUGAAAGGUCUAAGUGAAGAGAAGGCUGCAGGGUUUUCUAUUUCUAUACCAUUGUAAGCUGUUGUUUUUGCUAGCUGUUUACAUGUUACGCGGUGAAAAAUGGGAGGAACGUUGAAAUAUAUGCACAUGCAAGUUAAGAAUGUAAUAAAAAAAAAGGUAAAUUCAAUUAA
Molecule: messenger RNA, 1691 nt
Organism: Silurus meridionalis
Lineage: Eukaryota; Metazoa; Chordata; Actinopteri; Siluriformes; Siluridae
Gene: hoxc11b
Product: homeobox C11b
Exons: 2
Coding region: 12-947 (311 amino acids)
Biological process (GO): regulation of transcription by RNA polymerase II; anatomical structure development
Cellular component (GO): nucleus
Molecular function (GO): RNA polymerase II cis-regulatory region sequence-specific DNA binding; DNA-binding transcription factor activity, RNA polymerase II-specific
Source: RefSeq, a predicted model, not a curated record